Molecule: messenger RNA, 996 nt
Organism: Oryzias latipes (Japanese medaka)
Lineage: Eukaryota; Metazoa; Chordata; Actinopteri; Beloniformes; Adrianichthyidae
Gene: casp3
Product: caspase 3
Biological process (GO): erythrocyte differentiation; proteolysis; positive regulation of neuron apoptotic process
Cellular component (GO): cytoplasm; death-inducing signaling complex
Molecular function (GO): cysteine-type endopeptidase activity
Source: RefSeq, marked provisional
AAGGGAAGAGCGCUCGCACUUUUCAGGAAUCGCACAUUGAAUGGACAUGGCUGAGACUGCUGAAGAGCUCUCAGGCAAGGACCAGGUGGACACCAAACCUGUGAUUAGCAAGAGGUCCCCUGCUAAUCAGCCAAAUCCCAGGUCUACUGAUGUCUGCGUCAUAAAACAAGACGCCGACCCUUACCGCUACAGCAUGGACUACCCCAAAAUGGGAAUCUGCUUGAUUAUCAACAACAAAAACUUUCACAAAGAUUCCGGGAUGGGUCCUCGUAACGGUACAGACAAUGACGCUGCUGCUGCUUGGAAGUCUUUUAUGAAGCUGGGCUACGAAAUCCAAAUGUACAACGACCAGACCGUGGAUCAGAUGAAAAAGCUGUUUCGCCAAAUGUCCAACCAAGACCACAGUAAGUUUGCCUCCUUUGCCUGUGUGAUUCUCAGUCACGGAGAGGAGGGCGUGAUAUACGGCACUGAUGGUCCGGUAUCGUUCAACAAGCUCAUAGAAUGCUUGAAAGGACGAAGCUGUUUGAGUCUUGUGGGGAAACCAAAGCUCUUCUUCAUACAGGCGUGCCGUGGCACGCUCUUCGAUGAGGGCAUAGAGCACGAUGCCAAAGACGAUACAUCAGAGAAGAUUCCCUUGGAGGCCGACUUCCUGUUCGCCUACUCCACCGUUUCAGGCUAUUACUCGUGGAGGAGCACCGCCAACGGGUCCUGGUUCAUCCAGUCGCUGUGUGAGAUGCUGGAGAAGUUCAGUAAAACACUGGACCUGAUGCAGAUUAUGACUCGAGUAAACCACAAGGUGGCGACGCACUUCGAGUCUUCUUCCAACGCGCCUGGAUUUAGCGGCAAAAAGCAGAUCCCUUGCAUUGUCUCCAUGUUGACCAAGGACUUUUACUUUCCUUACGAGUCCAAUUAAUGUCUGCCGUGUUGUAAACACAGAAACAAUGUAUUGGGGGUUUGAAGGGGUUUUUAGUGGUGCAGCCAGCUUCAAUCUGGUUA